This is a messenger RNA of Betta splendens (Siamese fighting fish), 2131 nucleotides long. RefSeq names its product TAP binding protein (tapasin), tandem duplicate 1 (gene tapbp.1). The coding region runs from base 197 to 1519 and encodes 440 amino acids. The record is from RefSeq and is a predicted model, not a curated record. NCBI's taxonomy places the organism in Eukaryota, Metazoa, Chordata, Actinopteri, Anabantiformes, Osphronemidae. The transcript is spliced from 8 exons.
AUAUGAAAAUACCGGCUGCGUAUGUGAAAGUAAAAGAACAGUAGCUGGAUUUAUGGGGAAAACCAGCGAUCAUACAACAGUGAUCCAACCGUGUCUAGUCCGUGUUAAACUGUGAUCUAAAGGUGUUUAGACCGUGUUAACCCGUGUUAAACCGUGUUAAACCGUGUUCAGUCGCAGCAGUAGUUUGGACGCAGUCAUGACGGAGUUUUCCACCAUCUACAAACUGUCUCUCGUCGCAUUAACGUGUUUCAUCCGAGCCUCCAGCGGCAGCAGCAGCACGUGUCCGGUGCUGGAGUGCUGGUUUGUGCAGGAGUCGGGUCGAGGAGGAGGCUUCACUGCUGCUACAACACAGGAGAAGUCCUUGAUCCGGAUCAGAACCGAUCCAGACAGAGAUGAGUCCCAGCGAGCUCCAGCUGACAUCAGCCCUGAGAGAGUCUACUGGGUUACAGACCCCGCUGCCUCUCUCUGCCACCGCUCCCUCAUCGCUCCCAGAGGCUCCAUCUUGAAGCCUCUCUGUGAGAUCAACCCGUUCCUGCCGCAGCCGUCCGGCCUCCGCUGGGUGGCUGCUCUCACAGCGUCGGCUCUGAGCCCCGUGUACCUGCAGGCGGACUGGUUCUCCACGGCGCUGCAGGGACUGGACAGGCAGGUGUGCGUCUCCAGCAUCACGCGUGCUCCCACCGGAACCAAGGAGCAGAGUGUGGUUCUGACUGUGAGCAGCAGAACCGUCUCGGUCCAGGCCCGGCUCGGUGAACCCGUCCAGCUGGACUGUGGCUUCUGGGUGGACUCCUCGUCUCCUCUGGCCCAGUCCGGUUUCGCCGUAGAGUGGCGGUACCAGUUCAGAGGCGAGGGCCGGCUGGUUCUGGCGUACGACGGGAAGUCGGACCGUUUGGCGGAUACGCAGGAGGACGGAGCCUCGCUGGACAUCGAGGCGCUGCACGCGCACAGAAACGCCUCGCUGCUGCUGGACGAGGCCAAGGUGCGUCACUCCGGGACGUACAUCUGCACCGUGUACCUGCCGUACCUGCUGGCCCAGGUGGCGCUGGACCUGGAGAUCGUGGAGCCUCCGUCUCUCUCCAUCCACCCGGCCCCUCUGCCUCUCCUCGUGCCCGGACAGGUUCUGUCCGUCCAGUGCGAGGCGUCCGGCUUCGCUCCUCUCUCCCUGGAGCUGAGCUGGGAGUUCAGAGGUUCUGAUGGGAAGACCCGGCCCCUGGGCCCCAGCAGCGUGACGGGCCACAGACAGGCCUGGGACGGCACCUACAGCCAGACGACCCGGCUGGAGCUGGACACGUCCAAGCUGGACCUGGGCCGAGGAGGGGAGGUGGUCUGCGUGGCCGUGCACGCGGGCGGAACCAGACGGGUCGGCGCUGCCCUCAACAUCAUCGGGUUCAGCAUUCCCUCCAUUGAAGACUCCAUGGCCAUGGUUGGGGUGGCGCUGGUUCUGUACGGGCUCAUCAAGUUUGUCUCCUGGACAUUCACCAGCUCAGAUGAGGCUGAGAAACCAGAGAAGAAGGAGAAGUGAGGACUGGGUCGUCCUGGAAGGGACCAGAACCAGUCCUCCACCCGCUCAUGCACAUAGUUGUGUUUUUCAGCAUAACUAUGAAUCUUGAAUUUUUAUGCAGAUCCACUGGUUCCUGCCUGGUCGUUGUUUUCAUUUAGUUUUAACUCCUGUGUUUUAAUGGUCAUAGCAGGUGAGGAAAUGUUGCUGGAGAAUUUGUUUAUACGAGUUGUAAUAAUUUUUCUUAACUUCUUAAACCUGAUGUUGUCAUGUAACGUGACCUGUGUGUGUGUAUGUGUGUGUGCGUGUGUGUUUCAUUUAUCGCAGUCAAAUCUGUGUAUGUAUAGAGAUCAGAGGUUUUUGUAUUUUCCUUAUUUCUUUUUAUGUGUGUGCAUUGAGGGGAUGUUCACAUGUGGUUUUAUGUAUGUAUGUACAAAUCAAUAUGCCCAUACAAAUAUUAGAUCAACAACCUGUUCUAGAGUAAAAAUACACAUUACGUAGAAAUGUGAAGAAAAUGGUCUGCAACAAAUGCAACAUUCAAGGAUUUACAAUUUGUACCAGAAGUUAAAUUACAAUACAAAGUCUGCUUUAUAUGUGAAGUUUUAAGAAGCUAAUAAAAUGAAUAAUUGUCUAAUA